Molecule: messenger RNA, 403 nt
Organism: Odocoileus virginianus texanus
Lineage: Eukaryota; Metazoa; Chordata; Mammalia; Artiodactyla; Cervidae
Source: RefSeq, a predicted model, not a curated record
ACAGGACUAUGAAGAGCUAGAAAAGCAGCUGAAACAAGUCUUUAAGGAGCGAAGCACCAUCCUCCGUCAGCUGACAAAGACAUCAAGAGAACUUGAUGGAAUUAAAACCAACCUUCAGAAUUUGAAAAACGAUGAGAUAUCUGCUAAAACUGAUGUUCAGAAGCUUCUGGAAAUAGGUCAGAAACAAAGAGAACAAAUGAAGGCUCUGCAGGAGGCCCUGGAAAAUCAGCUUAAGGAGACAGCUGACAAAGCAGAAAAACAAGAGGCUACUAUUCAUUUUCUAAAGACUGAAAUGGAAAGAAAGAGCAAAAUGAUUCGAGAUCUCCAGAAUGAGCCCCAGCGUGAUCCAUCACCUCAUGUGACCUUGGUUGGCUACAAAGGGCCGCCUCUGCAGUCACUGUGA